UUAUCGACAAGAGUGCGAAUACGCACGUAUACACACUCAGAUAGUGAUAUUUCCAACCCAGUUUAUACACCCAGGCUGAAAAGUACAUCAUUGUACCACACACACGCAAAUAGAGUUCUUUUCAACGUCAGAUUUAUGCACACAGUAUCACAUCCACUUUUACUUUACAGUCCUAGCAUACCUCUCUGCCCCCCACACAUACACAAUAUCUUCGACGGUCCGAGUGUUAGUAAGGUGCGCAACAUGUCCUCAACACCAACUGCGGGCGACCAAGGGUCAGCUGGAUCAAACGAAAAGUCUGAGAUGGAUUGGCAACGACACACGCCACAAGAGGGUCACUCACACCCGAAGAGGUAUCGAGAUGCGAAUACGAAAAGAGCGUAUAGCGAUACGAGAGAAGCGUAUAAUAAUGGUGUGAGAUCCGCUCAAUCUUCAAACUAUGGGCAGCGAGGUGGGCGCGAUCAUGAGAGUUCUGCAACUGAAUCGUAUCACACCCAUGGAAGAGGAGUGUACAGUGGUAGUGGUCGAGGGAGCUACCAAGGUGGUGGGAGUGGAUAUAGUGGCAAUGGACGGGUGAGUGCUGGUAGAGAAUAUAGGUCAAGCGGAAACCGGCCGUCGUACAAUGGGAAGAGUCAAUUGGGCUGCAUACCUCGGCAAGAUUUCAGUAAACUGCCUUUUACCGGACGCGUGACUGAAAUUCUGUCCGAGAUCGAUAGCGGCCGUGAUAUUUCGGAUGUUAAGGUGAUGACUUACAACAUACUCGGGGACAAGCUCAUGAAGGCGCACGCCAAUCUGUACGCGCGAACCGAUACACGCGUGCUAAAAUGGGACUACCGAUUUCCCCGAAUAUUAAAUGAGAUCAAAGACAAUGCCCCGGACGUGCUGUGCCUUCAAGAGGUAGAGUGUUUCGCCGAGUUCGAGAAUGCGCUGCAGAUAGAAGGAUACGCGGGCAUGUAUCAGUCACGCACUGGCGACAAGACCGACGGGUUGGCAUUUUUCUAUAAAACAGAUAAAUUCCAGCUACUAUCACACAAGAAAGUGCGGUUCCGGGCGACAGAGGAGAAGGACGCAUUGAUGACGCGUGACAACGUGGCGAUAGUGGCCGCCUUACAACUGCUCAAGCCCAGCGGAAAGAGGGUGUGUAUAGCCACAACACACUUGCUCUUCAAUCCAAAACGUGGGGAUGUCAAAUUAGGACAGAUAGCGAUGCUUUUCGCGGAGAUCGAUAGGAUAGCCAAGUCUGAUGCUGUGAAUCCCAUACCCGUGGUGGUGUGUGGUGAUUUCAAUUUCAGGCCGAGCGCGCAGCUGUUCAAAUUCAUACUUGAUGGAACUAUCACGCUGGACACUGCUCACAACGCAAAGAUGCUAGGGAUGCCGGCCUCGCAAGUCAGAGCAUUGGAUGCAGAACACAAGAGUACGCAUGCGGGGAACAAGCAGCAACGGAAAGCAGCGGCGAUGCGCAAUGAACCAUUCGCCUUCCCACCACCAGAACUGAGUCAUAUGGAUAUGGACUGUAGGUAUAGGGAUGUUGCUCAGACGAGUACUGAGGGGAUGCAAGGAGUGAAUGGGCAACCCAGGACUGUGGGUGGAGCACGAGCACAGACGCCCAAGAACGCUAGCCCAACUACGUUUGCACACCAACUCGACUUGGCAGCUGCAUAUAACACCCACGAAGCGAAUGGGAAUGAGGUGGCCACCACAUAUCACAUGGGCCAGAAAGGGGGUGUCAAAGUCGACUAUAUGUUCUACACUCAAGAAUUGUUAACUCUCGUCGAGCGGCUGUCAUGUGCCCCCAGCGCCGAGGUAAAAGCCUUUAACGGUUUACCCAAUUUACACCAGCCGUCUGAUCACCAGUCACUCGUAUGCCGCUUCGCAAUAAAUUCAUAGAUUGAUGUAUAAUACCAGUGAAACUGAAUUCAGUAUAAUUCCUACUUGAUGAAAUCAAUGGGAGGUAGAUUCUUUCAAUAUAUCGUUGGGUUGUGUACACAAUAUUCGAGGGCCCGGAGAUUAUGGGUAACCAGUCCACACACAAGUUGGCGUACACAUUGAUGCUCAUGCAAAGCAAUAUAAACAUGGCAAAUGG
This is a messenger RNA of Sphaeroforma arctica JP610, 2083 nucleotides long. RefSeq lists its product as hypothetical. The transcript is spliced from 9 exons. Bases 136 to 1887 code for a protein of 583 amino acids. Gene Ontology annotation, molecular function: 3'-5'-RNA exonuclease activity. The record is from RefSeq and is a predicted model, not a curated record. Lineage: Eukaryota; Ichthyosporea; Ichthyophonida.